Molecule: messenger RNA, 576 nt
Organism: Mollisia scopiformis
Lineage: Eukaryota; Fungi; Ascomycota; Leotiomycetes; Helotiales; Mollisiaceae
Exons: 1
Biological process (GO): regulation of cyclin-dependent protein serine/threonine kinase activity
Cellular component (GO): cyclin-dependent protein kinase holoenzyme complex; nucleus
Molecular function (GO): cyclin-dependent protein serine/threonine kinase regulator activity; protein kinase binding
Source: RefSeq, a predicted model, not a curated record
AUGUCUUACCCAUCUCGUGCCUUGAACGAGGCCGCCCUCGAGACCUUCAUCUACCGUCCAGUCACAUCAGAGAUGAUCGCAUACCUUGCUUUCAAGGCUUCAGAGGUGAUCCAGUGCGAGAAGUCAACAGAAGACAGCCAAUUACCCCCUUCGCCGCCGCAAACACCUCCUCAUGACGACUCCACAACCGACUCUCCAUCUCUUCCCUCCCUCGAGCGCUUCAUUACAUCAUUGGUGCGGAAGUCGAACGUCCAAGUACCUACACUGAUGACAACUCUGGUCUACUUGGAGCGGUUACGGCAAAGAUUACCUCCUGUUGCGAAGGGACUUCGAUGUACGGUUCACAGAAUAUUCCUGGCCGCCCUCAUCCUUUCUGCCAAGUUCCUGAAUGACUCCUCUCCCAAGAACAAGCACUGGGCCGAGUACUCCAAUGUACGAGGCUUCGAGCCAUUCGGCUUCUCAAAGACAGAAGUCAAUCUUAUGGAGAAGCAAUUGCUCUUCCUUCUGGAUUGGGACUUGAACAUCAGUGAAGAUGAUCUCUACACCCACCUCGAUCCCUUCCUUGUACCGAUCCGA